ACGUCAUAGCGAUUACAUAUACUCCGUCACCCAUGUUUCUUCUCAAUCAUGAGGAUUACUUACACAGAAUAGAUUUUGAAGCAGGGAGUCAUUCAGCCUGUCCAUUUCAAGCCAAACGAUGGUGUCCCUUGUCAAGGUGUGUAACACGAGAGUAGCUGAAAUGGCGGAAUUGCAACCCAUCCAUCUUGAUUGGCAAUUCGUCCUUGUCUGGUGAUAUCAAUCAAAUACACAUAAUAUCGACUGGAAAUACGGUCGCUUGGAAUGUGAAUAUCAAUAUGAACUGAACCCUUGCCCAUCGACUUACCAUUCUAUCAGCCAGAAUGCUAUCUUUUGAAUUAGCUCCCGUCCGAAGACGAUUGUCGCCAAUGAAUAUCUCACCAGAGAGUGGCAUACCGCCAUCUUGCCAUAUGGGCCAACGUGGAAGAGCCAUUGUCGGAUACUGGCCUCGGUGCUCAGUACAACUAUGGCGAACAGAUACCAGCCUCUGAAGGAUUAUAUGGGUUUGCAGCUUGUUCAUGAGAUACUGUCAGCAGAGGAUGUUGUUCCCUGUCUCCAUCAGUACGUAUCGCGAGUCACUUCUGCCUUGGUGUAUGGAGGACAAUCGCCCAAGGAGACCGAAAUGACUAUAAAGACGAUCGAUUCAGUCAUUCGAGCUAUCAUGGAUGGGAUUACAUCGCCUAGUAACUUCAUUGUUGACGCUUUUCCGGUGUUGGAUUACCUUUCGCGAUGUUGUGGAAGCAGAGAGCGGAUAAAAUUCAUCGCAACGCAGAAAGCAUCUUGAUGGAGAGCUUGGAAAAAGGGCGAAACAGCAGUUCGUGGAACCGGUCGCACCAUCUCCUUGGAUUCAAGGAAUUACAGCAUUCCUUCACAUCAGAGCAAGCCCAUCUGCUCGAGGUUAUGUACGAAGGAGCCAUUUUCACUAGUAGGACUGUGAUGGAGCUCUUUGCUAUGGCAGCUGUUCUUCAUCCCGAAGCUGUACACAAGGCUCAACAAGAGCUGGACACUGUUGUCGGCAGGAAUAGGCUUUCCACCUUUCAGGAUCUCCCGGCUUUUCCCCAGUUG
Messenger RNA from Aspergillus wentii DTO 134E9, 1062 nucleotides. RefSeq lists its product as uncharacterized. The record is from RefSeq and is a predicted model, not a curated record. Lineage: Eukaryota; Fungi; Ascomycota; Eurotiomycetes; Eurotiales; Aspergillaceae. The transcript has a single exon. Bases 464 to 781 code for a protein of 105 amino acids.